CAGGCGGACUCUCAACCACUGCGCCACCAGGGAAGCCCCCCAAGUUGCCCGGCAUCCUGGGCCACCCAGACGAUGUGGGAUGGAGGCGCCGGAAGUCACCUGCCCUGCCUUGCCUGCCAGGGACCAGCCAGCUCCUGCUUCUGGCCCCCCAGGGGCCCCAGGUGGGCAGGCCUCGCCUCACCUGACCCUGGGCCCCAUCAUCCUGCCCCCAGAGCAGGGCCUGGCCCCCACCCUGUUCCUGAAGGCCUUGCCCAUCCCACUGUACCACACAGUGCCUCCAGGGGGCCUCCAGCCGCGUGCCCCCCUCGUGUCAGGCAGCGUGGACGGGGGCAGCGUGCCCUUCAUUCUCAGCCCCCUGCUGCAGCCUGAAGGGCCCGGUCCCACCCAGGUGGGGAAGCCAGCGGCCCCAGCGCUCGCCGUGAACUUCGUGGGUGCUCUGCCCAUCCUGUCACCGGGCCUGGGGCCCAUGCUGGGCAGCCCCGGCAAGGUGCGCAACGCCGGCAAGUACCUGUGCCCGCACUGUGGCCGGGACUGCCUGAAGCCCAGCGUUUUGGAGAAGCACAUCCGCUCCCACACGGGUGAGAGGCCCUUCCCGUGCGCCACCUGCGGCAUCGCCUUCAAGACCCAGAGCAACUUGUACAAGCACAGACGGACCCAGACACACCUCAACAACUCCAGGCUGUCCUCGGAUGGCGGGGGAAGCAGCCUCCCGGAGGAGGGGGACAAGGCCGGAGUGCCUUCCGGGACCCACGGGGCACGAUCAGAGAGACCCCUUUCUCCGGGCGCCCAGUCUGCUGGGCACUGCCUGCUGCCCAGGGCGCAUCUGUCCCCGGUUGCCAAGAGCCUGGACCUGAAGAUGGACGCUGUUGCCUGUCCAGUAUCCACGUUCGAUGUCAGGGAGGCCCCUGUAGACUCUGCCCCCCGGCUCCCGCUGGCCAGCUCGCAGCCGAGGAGGAAGUUGCCGGAGCAGCGGUCCCCGACGGCCAGCAGGCCGGGCUCCGUGCUCCAGCAGCAGCAGGUGGAGAAGCCCGGGGAUGCCAAGCCCUCGGAGGGUCGGCUGCGGAAGUGCGAGAGCACCGACUCGGGCUACCUGUCCCGCUCGGACAGCGCAGAGCAGCCGCCGGCCGCCGGCAGCCCCCUGCACAGCCUGUCGGAGCACAGCGCCGAGUCUGAGGGUGAGGGAGGCCCGGGGCCCGGGCGCGCGGAGCGGGCGGCCGGCCUGGAGCUGGAAAAGAGGCGGUUGGAGGAGCGCAUCGCCAGGCUCAUCUCUCACAACCAGGCUGUGGUGGACGACCCCCAGCUGGCCCACGUGCGGCCCCGCAAGACGGUCCUGUCCAAGCAGGGCAGCAUCGACCUGCCCAUGCCCUACACCUACAAGGACUCCUUCCACUUCGACCUGCGGCCACCGGAGCCCAGGAGGACGCCUGCCGCCCUCCGUGCCGCGCGCUCCACCUGCGCGCCCCCAGACAGGGCACGGCCCCUCUUCUUCCACUCGGUCCCCACGCAGCUCUCCACCGGCACCGAAUGUGUGCCUGUCACCAGGAGCAACUCGCUGCCCUUCGUCGAGGGCACGGGGACGUGGCCGGAGCCACCGGACCCCCGGGACGCCUGGUCCCGGAGGCAGAAGGCUCUGAGCCCCAGGCCUGCCCCCGCCCGAUUGGCCGAUGUCCCUGGCAGUCACCCCCGGGCCCUGGUCAGACAGGCUGCGGUGGAGGACCUGCAGUGUCCCCCGACGGGAGACGCCUCGGCCCCGGCGGAGGACCCGGAUGGAAAGAGACCGGCUGCGGGGGAGGGACAGGCUGGCCAGGGCCAGGCGGCUGGUAAGCAACGCGGCCAGAGGAGGCUGAAGAUGUUCUCCCAGGAGAAGUGGCAGGUGUACGGGAAGGACACGUUCAAGAGCAUCUACCAGAAAACGAAAGCUGGCCACCACGGAGGCAAGAAGGCUAGGGAGGUCACAGCGGGCGGCGGGGUCGAGCUGGACUGUCCUCUCCAGCAGGAUGCAGGGGGUGGCGGGCGUGCAGCCCCCUCCCAGGAUGGGAGGAGGCCCCCGGGCCCCGAGGACACUGCCGUGGAGGCCAGGCCAGCGCCUUGCGCAAGCCCACCGGCCCGGGAGGGCCUCUUGGUGACUGAGCCCCCCAAGCAGAGGGAGACAGUGGCCAGAGCCGGAGGCAGGGACCAGCCCCGUGUGAACAGGGCUGCCUCACGCCCCGCCCUCAGCUGCAGAGGACCCCUCUGCUUGGGCAGCAAGAGCCCUCUGCUUCCCCCAAACGGGAGGCUGGAGCUGGGGUGUCAGCUGCUCCCAGCACCCAGUCCUCCCAAAGGAGGUGACCUAGAGGCUCCCAGGCGGGGUCUGCCAGACCCCAAGCUGGAAGGUGGCACCCGGGGUGGCGGAGGGGACGCCAAGGAGACCUGUCAGCAGGCCCACGUGGUCCCGAGCCGGCCGGGUGGGAGCUCUGGGGAACCCCAGCCCACAGAGGUCAAGCUCCCCUCAGAGAGGAAGAAGCUGAAGGUGGAGGUGCUAAGCUGCCAGGAGCCCCCGGGAGCAGGAGGAGAGACCCCGGGGGGCCCCGUGCACGCUGCCUCCCCACCCCCUCAGAACCAGGACAGUGACCCUGGGGAAAAGCCAGGGGGGCUGCCUGGAGGCGGCGACUGCACAGCGAGGGGCAGGGCUGGGGCCCUGAGGCGGGCAGGGCCUCGGGACAUGGAGCCUCGGCUGCGUGCUACAGCUGCAGCCCCCGGGUGUCCCUCCCAGCUGGCCUUGCAGCCUCGGGCCCCCGGCGUCCUCGCUGCCCCAGUGGACAUGGCCUUCCCCCCACAGUACCUCCUCAGGUUACCCCAGGGAGAGACCCGUCACCCGCCGCCCAUCCCCCAGAAGCCGGACCAAGGCCAGGGCCUUCUCUGCAGGAGAGGGGGACCUGAGGAACGGGCAUCCUUUAUGGAGUCGGGGCUGGAGGCCCCCCUGCUUCCCAGCUCAACCUCAGGCCAGGCCCCUGGUGGAGCAGACAGCUUCGGGGAGGACCCCAGCUGGUCCACGCCGUGCGACAGGAGAAAGGGGGUGCAGGGAGAGGAGAAAGCCUUGGACACUGGCACCCCAGCAGCUGGGGUCCCCAGGGGGGCAGUCUCCUUCCCAUCCACGCCAACGUGUGACUCUUGGAGGAGUGGGACCCAUGACACCCAACAAGCCUGCAGCAGCAGCACUUGGGCGCGAGCCAGGCCCUCUGGGGGCGUCCUCCAUCCCUGGGAAUCCACUGGGGAGCUGGGGGGGCCUCCCGAGAGCGCCCCGUGGGGCCCUUCUUCAGGGCCACUAGCGGGGCUCAGUGCCGGUUGCUCCCGCCAGCCCGGCCCCUCACUCUCGGCCCUCCCACCCCCGGGCUGGCCUGAGUUGGCCUCGUGUGCGCCCGCGGAGACCCCCGGGAGCUGCAGGGCCCAGGGGCCUUUCCCCUCGCUGAGGGCUGAGCCCCGGCUCACAUGGUGUUGCCUGAGCCGCAGCCUCCCUCUGCCGCUGGAACAGAAGGAAAAGGACGCUUCCGUGCACCUGGCGCUGCAUUUCCCUGUUGGCAGUCUCCCGGGUGAGGGUCCUGACGCCCAGCCAGCGAGCAAAGCAGUGUCUGGAAGAUGGACCAGGAUAAGCCCUGGAGGAGGAGGGCAGACGCAGACAUUGAAGCUCUCCGACCCAACAGCCCCAGGGAUGCCAUCCCAGGAGUGGAUGUCUGAGCCAGAACGGAAGAAAGGAUGGCCUCAUAGGAGGGCAAAGAUGCCUCGUGGGAGCAGCAAGCAGAAACAACUGAGGAUCCGCUCCAAAAGGUACAAAGGGAAUUUCUUGCAAAGUCGUUUCCAGCUGAGAGCCAGCAGACUGAGGAAGCCACACUGGGUGCUGAGAAAAGACGACCGUUCACCCCCAUCCGAAGGGCCGGCCCCACGCAGGACCUGCGGGCAGGCUUCUUCCGAAACGGCAGGUCUAAAUCUGUCAGGGGAGCCGCCUUGUGCUGCCUCAGAAUCCUCUCUUUGUGUUGGGGACGGAGAGAAGGAGGAGAGGAAGGAGGGCAACAGACACAGCUCGGGAAGCUCCUGUCCUCACCCAAGUUCAAGAGCUGUCAGGGAAACAGACAGAUCAACCUCGAAGGAGAUUUCUCCAUCUGCCGGUGAGCAUGGGGGUCGUCGUCCUCAGAAUCCAGCUGUGAGGUCAGGAUUAUCUCUGCCAUCCGACUCCUUGGUGGCAGUGGCUAAUGACAGACUUCCAGCCCGUGGCAAAGGUCUGCACGUGGGAUCGCCUGAGACUCACCUGCGCCCCCCCCAGGAGCAAGUCUCAACAGACCCCACACCACGCAUUUUCUCAGAUGCUCAAGAACCUUCUUCCUUUGAGUCCAAAGGAACCUCUCUCUGCCAUGACCUUGCUACCUCUGCGGCUGCCUUUUGUCCUUCUCUGGGGAAAAGAGCAGGUCACACAACCCUGGGAAUCCACAGUGUGGAACCACAAGACCACAGCCAGGGUGCAAGGGAGACUCUGACGCAAAGCUCCCCCGACAGAAAAGCGAUAGCAGAGGGUGUGUCCCCAUCACUCUGGCCAGGGAAACCUUCAUCUGGGCGACUUUCAGGUUCAGUUCCACUGGGGUCCACUGGAAAAACUCAUCUUGAAAUACCAGCUUCAGGACCAGGUUCAGCUAGUUCACACCAAGAGGAAGGGAAACACAAGACAUUCUUCCCUUCGGGGGGGAGAUACGGGUGUGGGGAAGUGCGGGUCCCCUGCCCUCCUGUAGGAAAUGACAGUGGGAAAUGUCAAGGAUCUGGAUUCAUCGCUCUAAAGGAUGGUGUGGUUCCGUCUAGCCCAGGGCAGCCCACGGAGAUCCCUGCAGCCCCUUCGAAAACCCUCAGGAAGAGGAGUUUGGAAGGAAUGAGAAAGCAAACUCGCGUGGAGUUCAGCGACACCAGCAGCGAUGAUGAAGAUCGGUUGGUGAUAGAGAUCUGAAACUUCCAGAGGAAGAUGCGUCCACGGUCAAAGACGGAUGGUGCUUCACAGUAAAUGCCGUCAAGCGGGCAGGAGGACUGAACUCUAUUCAUGAAGCCCCUACAGAGAGGAAAGCCAUUUGGGGGUCUUUCUAAGAUCUCCCCAACCAACUCUGAAACCCAAACGCAGCUUCACCCUUCCCAAGAGGCCCUGCUCGCAAGGCACCAGGCUGGGCAAAGCUGGCAGUGAAGCAAGGUCUAAGAAGUCUUGACCUACACAAUGACUGUGGCUUGACUCCCAGCUGUAUCCACUGCAUUGGUCCUUCACUGCCUCAUCUGGGAAAAUGACAUUGACCCAGAGAGCCACGAUCGACUUGUUUCCGAACAAAUGUGAACCCCCCCAGAGUCAAGGUGACAGGCUUCCUCUGUUAGUGACCUGGGGGUUGGCUUCAAAGGGAGUGAGCAUACUUGGGAAAACUGGGGUAGCUUGCAAAAGAGAUGGGGUGUGAACUGGGCAUCGAGAUACUUCUGUUUAUUCUGGAGACAAAAUCCAGGUUCAUUCAAAAACUGAAGUUUGGUCCCAAUAAUUUGCCUCCUUAAUGGAAGCUGUAAAUAUACUUCAAAAUGCCCAUGAUCUGAUGAAAUACUAAGUAUCUUUCAGUGUCGCACAAAUGGUCAAUGCUUACGUAUGAUUCAGUGACACGAGCAUGUACAGCUCUUGUGCCCAGUGCCUUUUCUGUGGAGACCUCUGAAACCCUUGGUUUUUCCAGCUCUUGCAAAAGGGACGUUGUGUUAAAAGUUAACAGAACAGUCUCUGUAAUGAGUCAUUUUUGAGGGGGAAAAAUUCACUUAUUUUCCUCUGAUUCUUUCUGUCAUAUUGUGCUCUGAGCAACUUCAAUUAGAGGGUUACAUUUUAGUAAUCUCUGUAGCUUAAACUGCUGCCUGCUCAUCGUGAUGGGAGCCUUUUAGAUUUCCUCCAGAAGCUUCAAGGAUACAAAACUAAUUGGAGUUUUGACGCUGUUUUACAUCUCAGUAAUUUUAUUUUGGGGGCUUGGUGUUACUUUGCUGUCAAAUUAAAUCAGCCUCUGUAUUGUGCAAGUCAGAACAGCACAGAGAAAAUUCGCCAGUGUUCCAGGCCCGUGCGCCCCUGUGCAGAAGAAAAUAGGUGAUCUGCGUCAGACAACGCGGUGAGCAAAGCCUCCGGUUUACUGCACUCUUCUCCUCCUCCUUAAAUGGGAGAGGAAAAACUUCAAGACAUUUACACUGCUGCAUUCCAGUAAAAUUUUAUACUUGCUUUUGGUUUUGUACGAUUUGAAAUUUAUAGCCGAGCUCUCUUGGCUUCACUUUGAUGUAAGGAUGUUCAUACGACAUCUUGUAGUUCAAAGGUGGGGCAGCGAUGCAGAACACCUCACAUGAACGAAGAUGCUUUAAUACGUCCUUGUCUGUGACGAAGGAUGGUCCGAUUUCACGUAUCUUCAAGUGAAUUUUCCAAUUUUAGGGUAACUCUAGAAACGUCAAGGUGGGACCAGCUGCCCCGGGUGACUUAGCAUAUGUCUGUGGUCAUUUCAGAUGCACUCAUACAUAGCCAAGUGAUUUCAAGCCCAGCCAAGGAAAACAUAAGAAGGGAGGUAAAAGGAUGCUAAGCGUUUACUUCGUGUACUUUCUAAACCAAACAAAAGUGAUGUAAUUAUCUACCCAUUGGAUUGUCCGUGCCACUAUAAUGAGAGAGAGGUCUAGGAAAAUGGCCUGAAUCCUGGAGGGAGAGAAAGCGACCUUGUCCUGGGCUGGCUGGGGAAUCUUGGUGAAGACUCACGCCCUCUCAGCGCCUGCUUCUCCGACUGGGAAGAAGAGAGUAAGACAAGAUGUGCCGAAUGUGACCUCAGGCCCCGACCCUUGUGCGAGUGGCUCGGAGGUGGUCCCCGUGGGAAAGGGUCCUGCACUCAAGGAGUUUGGGAGGGGGCUGUGGGGAACUAAAGCCAAUUAUUUUCUUGAAGAAUGUGAGCUCAGGGAAGCUCCUUCUAAUUUUUUUUUUUCUCUAGAGCUCUAGAUUUGGGGGUGCAAUCAACCCAUUUCUAAAUGGUGGCUCAUAAUGCAAAAAUUAGAAGCAAAAACAGAACACUGCUGUGUGAGUGGGAGACAACAUGUCUGUGGCUGGAUCGGUUUGCUUUGUGUUGGGAGGUACUGGUCAUCCAGAUGCUUCUCUCCUGGACGGCUGCUGAGCUGUUGGCUGGACCACUGGACUGAGGUCAGUAAGUCACUGCUCCCAGUAGCACCGACCUCAGGAUAGUCAGGUUAGGUGGAAGCUUGAUCCUUCUACGAGCCACGGAUGCUGGCUGCCACAUCCCAACCUCCAUCAAACAUGGCGGAACAUUGAUUCCAUCUCCAACUCCCCGUGUGUCUCAUACAAGAGUGAGCAGGUUACCAAAAUUUCCUGUCUCAGCUGGUCAUUUAGCUAGUUGGUGGCAAUGUUUUACAAGCGUACCUUACUUUAUAUCAACAUGAAUUUGUGAAAAGCUAUAUUUCAGUGGGUUUAAAAAAAAAUUUUUUUAAUGUAUUUUGAAUGACCCGAGGGGACUUGGCUAUUGAAAAUCAUCCCAGGGUGAAUCUUUUUUUUAAUGAAAAACUCUUUUAUAAAGCAACAAACAAUCUCUGAUUUUAUAAAUCUUAACUUUCCUAGGGUUUUUCUUAAAGUGGAAUGCAACUGUAGGGAUACAUUUUAAAGAUAAUAUCAGUGAUCUAGAACCGAGUUUGGGUUAUUGAAAAUAAAACUUCAGUAAUAUGGAUUGA
This is a messenger RNA of Delphinapterus leucas (beluga whale), 7731 nucleotides long. RefSeq names its product zinc finger protein 831 (gene ZNF831). Lineage: Eukaryota; Metazoa; Chordata; Mammalia; Artiodactyla; Monodontidae. The record is from RefSeq and is a predicted model, not a curated record.